Molecule: messenger RNA, 1321 nt
Organism: Salmo salar (Atlantic salmon)
Lineage: Eukaryota; Metazoa; Chordata; Actinopteri; Salmoniformes; Salmonidae
Product: BTB/POZ domain-containing protein KCTD12-like
Biological process (GO): protein homooligomerization; regulation of G protein-coupled receptor signaling pathway
Cellular component (GO): postsynaptic membrane; signaling receptor complex; presynaptic membrane
Molecular function (GO): protein binding
Source: RefSeq, a predicted model, not a curated record
CUCUCCUCCCACACAACUCCAGCCAUAUAAACAAAACCCGUUACAUUUGUACUGUUGUUAUUUUUUUGUCCGUUUCCUGGAUUCUCCAAGUCGGUUGGAGUUCUACCCAGCCAGGCGCGCAGGAGAGACAUGGCACACAGCGAGAACCAACAGUCGUCCUUUUCUGAUAUAAUAGAAUUAAACGUCGGCGGGCAAGUGUAUGUAACUCGACACGCAACUUUAGUCUCCGUCCCAAACUCUCUCCUGUGGACUAUGUUCAGACAGAAGAACCCUACAGAACUACCGAAAGAUCGCAAAGGACGAUACUUCUUUGACCGGGAUGGAUUUCUGUUCAGGUAUAUUCUGGAUUAUCUGCGGGAAAGGGACAUCGUUUUACCGGACUUCUUCAAAGAGAGAGGUCGGUUACAGAAGGAGGCAGAGUUCUUCCAGCUGCAUGAGCUCUCACAGCGUCUCAGACGGACAGUGAGUAAAGACGUCUCUCCCGGGGACGAGCUGGGCGCGCACGGGGACCCGGAAGAGGCUUCGCUUGCGUGCGCUCUGAGUAGUAGCAGUAUCACGGCGACGGCCGUGAGCAGCCCGACACCGAGCCUUCCUUCCCCGUUCCAGAAGCAUGGCUUUAUUACCAUUGGUUACCGGGGCUCCUACACCAUCGGGAGGGAUAUUCAAACGGACGCCAAGUUCAGACGAGUGGCCAGAAUAACGGUUUGCGGAAAGACGUCCCUGGCCAAAGAAGUUUUCGGAGAGACUCUGAACGAGAGCAGAGACCCGGACAAACCACCUGAGAGGUACACCUCCCGGUAUUAUCUGAAGUAUAAUUUUCUCGAGCAGGCGUUCGACAGGCUCGCGGAGGUCGGUUUCCACAUGGUGGCUUGCAGCUCCACGGGGACGUGCGCGUACGCGAGCAGCGACCCGAACGAGGACAAAAUCUGGACCAGCUACACCGAAUACGUGUUCUCCCGGGACUGACCAACCCGUUCCGUUACCCGGCCGUUAGGUAGCCUUACUACCCGACGGUACUGGGACAGUGACGUCAUGUGACGCUCACCUGUACGGUAGAGAGACUACCUGCGGAAAUGUGAAAACUCCUCUGUCUUCUUUAUAUUGUCCCCAUGUGAUUGUGGGAAAGGUUAAAGGUUACUGAGGAUUAUUCUGAAAGUAUGGACGUGGUUGGUUGUUGAUUUUCCGAGGCCUAUAUAAGUCUAACGGAGGUAUAUUUCCUGUUGCAGACCAGUCUAUAUUAUACAGUUAUACUGACUGUUGUUCUCAAUGUUGUUCUACUAACAUGCCAACACACACACACACACACACACACACACACACA